CUCCCUCGCCGCCCUAGGCCGGCCCUCCCCUCCCCCGCCGAGGCCGGCACAGCCAAUCCCCCGAGCGGCCGCCAACAUGCUCUUUGAGGGCUUGGAGCUGGUGUCGGCGCUGGCCACCCUCGCCGCGUGCCUGGUGUCCGUGACGCUGUUGCUGGCCGUCUCGCAGCAGCUGUGGCAGCUGCGCUGGGCUGCUACCCGCGACAAGAGCUGCAAGCUGCCCAUCCCCAAGGGCUCCAUGGGCUUCCCGCUCAUCGGAGAGACCGGCCACUGGCUGCUCCAGGGCUCCGGCUUCCAGUCGUCCAGGAGGGAGAAGUAUGGCAACGUGUUCAAGACCCACUUGCUGGGGCGGCCGCUGAUCCGAGUGACGGGCGCCGAGAACGUGCGAAAGAUCCUCAUGGGCGAGCAUCACCUCGUGAGCACCGAGUGGCCGCGCAGCGCGCGCAUGCUGCUGGGCCCCAACACGGUGUCCAACUCCAUCGGCGACAUCCACCGCAACAAGCGCAAGGUCUUCUCCAAGAUCUUCAGCCAUGAGGCCCUGGAGAGCUACCUGCCCAAGAUCCAGCUGGUGAUCCAGGACACUCUACGUGCCUGGAGUAGCCAGCCGGAGGCCAUCAAUGUGUACCAGGAGGCACAGAAGCUUACCUUCCGCAUGGCCAUCCGGGUACUGCUGGGUUUCAGCAUCCCUGAGGAGGAACUGGGACACCUCUUCGAGGUCUACCAGCAAUUUGUGGAGAAUGUCUUCUCCUUGCCUGUGGAUUUGCCCUUCAGCGGCUACCGAAGGGGCAUUCAGGCUCGGCAGAUCCUACAGAAGAGCCUGGAAAAGGCCAUCCGGGAGAAGCUGCAGUGCACCCAGGGCAAGGACUACUCAGAUGCACUGGACAUCCUCAUUGAGAGCAGCAAGGAGCAUGGAAAGGAGAUGACCAUGCAGGAGUUGAAGGAUGGGACCUUGGAGCUGAUCUUCGCAGCCUAUGCCACCACGGCCAGCGCCAGUACCUCGCUUAUCAUGCAGCUGCUGAAGCACCCAGCGGUGUUGGAGAAGCUGCGUGAAGAGCUGCGGACCCAGGGCAUCCUCCACAGUGGUGGCUGUGCUUGCGAAGGCACCUUGCGCUUGGACACACUCAGUGGGCUGCGCUACCUGGACUGUGUAAUAAAGGAGGUCAUGCGCCUUUUCACUCCUGUCUCUGGUGGCUACCGCACUGUGCUGCAGACCUUCGAGCUUGAUGGUUUCCAGAUCCCCAAAGGAUGGAGUGUCAUGUACAGCAUCCGGGAUACCCAUGACACGGCACCGGUGUUCAAAGACGUGAAUGUGUUUGACCCUGACCGCUUCAGCCAGGCACGGAGUGAAGAUAAAGAUGGCCGCUUCCAUUAUCUCCCAUUUGGUGGCGGUGUCCGAACCUGCCUGGGCAAGCACCUGGCCAAGCUGUUCCUGAAGGUUCUGGCAGUGGAACUGGCCAGCACUAGCCGCUUUGAGCUGGCCACCCGGACCUUCCCUCGCAUUACCUUGGUCCCUGUCCUCCACCCAGUGGAUGGCCUCAGUGUCAAGUUCUUUGGCCUGGACUCCAACCAGAAUAAGAUUCUGCCAGAGACGGAGGCCAUGCUGAGUGCCACAGUGUAGCUGGGCUCAGGGCCUCGCCCUGCUUCAGCCCAGCCUAGCAGAGGUGGGGUGACAGAGGUAGAAACCUGUGUGUGGGAGGGGCUGGAAGAGGAGGGCAAGUAUGCCCAUACUUGCCCUCCUCUGCCCCCUACCCUGACAAAUCCUCCCCAAAGCCAAAAGGGCCCCAUCUUUCCCAGAAGCGGGCCCUCCUCUUGACGUCUGCUCUCUCCAGAGUCUCCCCACUUCCUCCCCUUCUCCCCCAGCUUAGCUCCCGGAAUAGGGCCUGGCUGGGGCUCUGCAUGCCCGUGACAGUGUUAGUGCCAGUUGGCUUGCUGCAGUGUGUGCUUGUGAUGUUCUGAACAGUCCCUUCUGUCCCUUGUGUUGUCCUUGGUGGCCAGGUGAUUGUACUGGGGAGGGAGAGAGCACCCCCCCCAACUUUCUUUAGCACCCUUGCCACUCCCUUUUGCUAUGGCUCAGUCAGUGCCCACCUGCUGUGGCUGCUGGAAGCACAGCAUGCUGGGUAAUCCAACAACACAGGCAAAUCUGGACGGGGAAGGGGUUGCCACUCGUCUGGAGAGCACCCCUACCUAGAGCUGCCAGUUUGGACAUUCAAAAUUGUCUAUUGCUGCUACUUGUUCUCUCCUUUGGGGUUCAGGAGCCCCAGAUGUGUUCCCCAGCAUCUUCCCCAGUGGCCUGGGAAAGCACGCUGCCAUCCCCAUCUCACCCCCAGGAGAGACCCUCUCCUAGAGGGCCACUUCCUAUAGGGACCCAAUGAUAUCCCUGGCUCAUGCUCCCCCCCAGCCCAUAUUUAUUCACUGAUCUUGGCCAACCUGAGGUCUGAAGCAAACACGUUUUCCAUCCCCUAGCUUCCAUUCUAGCAGUCACCAGAAGGACUUCUGGGAAUGAAAAGGAGGGGAUCUCUGGUCAAACACAUGAAGACCCCCUGGCCCAGACCUCGUGGGCUGUAGACAAAUGAUUUUGUUUAAACCUAAAAGCUGAAAUGCAGCAUCUCUGCCUGGUGUCCCCUGGUGGAGUUAGGGUAAUUGUCCAUUGCCUCCUCCCUGUCCUGUUAAAGCCCUGUUCAUGUGGAUUUGGAGACUGCCAUAAUUUCUGUCUGGGCCACUGUUCACCCAGUGCCCUUCAUGCCACUCAUGAAGAUAGGGAAGGAUACGGGUUCAUUCUAAUGGGGCUUGAAGACCUCCAUCUUCCUCUCCUUAGUCUUACCCUUUGCCCCUAGACCUUGGAAAGAUGUCCUUGAAGCCCCUCCACCUCUAUGCCACUGUCUGCCAAAGCCCAGCUCAGGGGAAUGGGGAGGAGAUGAAAGCAGGGGGAGGUAAGGUAGAGACAGCCUCCAUCAGAGCUGCCUCAGGCCCUGUGUGGUCUGUAGACACUGUGGGAGGGAGGCUGCAGGAGGAGCUUGGAGGAGUAUGUGGGAUUUGUCAGAAGUGAUUUGGUUGCAGAUGGGCCAGUCAGGAUGACUGGGUGGAAGAGGAGUAGCUCCUGCACCUGGCAUUUGAACGUUGGCAAUUUGGAAUGCCGCCAGGCAAUUAUUUGGGGGGGGGGGGUCCUUUGGUGAGUCUCUAAGCAAUUUUGUCUGUUUUUAGAUUUUUUUCUUUGCUUUCUGGGUUUCUCUAUUCAUCUUUUAAUAUGAUUAAUGCAAUGAAUUGUUUUUACAAGAAAAAUGAAUCACAUAUGGAGUAACUCAGCACAUGGAGUAUCGCAUAAGGAGGAACUCAGUAACAUGCCAAUGUGGAGCAGCGCUCUGCUGGCUCAGUGUCAUCUCCUCCACCAAGGGAGGACUCUAUAGGAAUGAGGGCUCAUUGUCCACAGUGUCCUGUCACUCUAACUCCUAAAGGUUUUGCCUCCUUCUC
Dipodomys spectabilis (banner-tailed kangaroo rat) is the source of this 3465-nucleotide messenger RNA. Its product is annotated as cytochrome P450 26B1. The coding region runs from base 77 to 1615 and encodes 512 amino acids. The transcript is spliced from 6 exons. Gene Ontology annotation, molecular function: monooxygenase activity; heme binding; oxidoreductase activity, acting on paired donors, with incorporation or reduction of molecular oxygen. NCBI's taxonomy places the organism in Eukaryota, Metazoa, Chordata, Mammalia, Rodentia, Heteromyidae. Gene Ontology annotation, biological process: sterol metabolic process. The record is from RefSeq and is a predicted model, not a curated record.